Messenger RNA from Boleophthalmus pectinirostris (great blue-spotted mudskipper), 2673 nucleotides. It is a transcript of the gene mybl2b, whose product is annotated as v-myb avian myeloblastosis viral oncogene homolog-like 2b. Lineage: Eukaryota; Metazoa; Chordata; Actinopteri; Gobiiformes; Gobiidae. Bases 232 to 2121 code for a protein of 629 amino acids. The record is from RefSeq and is a predicted model, not a curated record. Gene Ontology annotation, molecular function: DNA-binding transcription factor activity, RNA polymerase II-specific; RNA polymerase II cis-regulatory region sequence-specific DNA binding. Gene Ontology annotation, biological process: regulation of DNA-templated transcription. Gene Ontology annotation, cellular component: nucleus. The transcript has 15 exons.
ACGUCACUCCCUAGUCAGUGGGCGCGAGAUAGAAACCAGAGCGCGGACUAUCCAUGGGGCUACAGGAUCCAGCUGUCUGCAACUAUCUGCCACUAUCUGCACUACGGAUCAAACUUGAGAUUGUUUUAUACAUGAAAAUAUAUACUAUAGAAUACUAAACUGGAACGCUUAUAUUCUGCACCCUCGGAAGGACAAAUUGGUGCCUCUUCGUGAAAAGGGAAUUCAAGGGAAAUGUCUUGGUGGCCUCGCAGUGAGGAUGCAGAAGAGACCAUGCACCAAGAUACAGACUCCGAUGUGGCAGAGCAGAGGGAUGGUGGGAAAGUGAAGGUGAAAUGGACACAAGAGGAGGAUGAUGGACUGAAAGCUUUGGUUCAACAACUGGGAACUUCUGACUGGAAAAGUAUUGCCAGUCUCAUUCCAACCCACAGUGAACACCAGUGUCAGCAUCGUUGGUUUAAAGUCUUGGAUCCAGAAUUGGUUAAGGGUCCAUGGACCAAGGAGGAGGAUGAGAAGGUUAUAGAGCUUGUAAAUCGUUAUGGAAAUAAACAGUGGGCAGUGGUAGCCAAGCAUCUAAAGGGAAGGCUAGGAAAACAGUGCAGGGAGCGCUGGCAUAACCACCUCAAUCCAAAUGUCAAGAAGUCAUCCUGGACAGCAGAGGAAGAUCUUAUCAUUUACAAAGCUCACUGUCUACUGGGAAACCGUUGGGCUGAGAUUGCAAAAUUACUGCCUGGACGGACUGACAAUGCAGUGAAGAAUCAUUGGAAUUCAACCAUCAGGCGCAAGAUUGAGUUGGGAUUUUAUACGGGUGAGGUAAUUACCCCAGAAGAACUUGAUGAACUGUUGGCCAAAGUUGAUAAAAAUGUACAGAUUUCCACUUGCUCAGUAGAUAUUGAUCAAGACCAUAAACAUACUGUGCAUCAUAUUGAACUUCCAAUCUCAGUCCGAGCUGGACCAAGUAAUGAUGCUUCCACAAAGGCUGACACCACAGCAAAGGUCAACUCGACACCUAAAGUGGAUUCAGACACGGUUGACAUGAAUAGCACUAGUUGGGUGGUGGACGGUUCAGGCUUUUUGUCUCCUACUGGCCCAGCCCUGAAGGAAGUGCUUGAUAUGGUAGAUGGGGACCUGGAUGGGUGGUGCAACUUAGCUGCUUUUGAUCUGCCAGAAGAAAACCCCAGCCCUGAACGUCACCAAUUUCGUCUUGAAGGCAGUGCUUUACAGGAACUCAGCAAAAGCAGUAAGGGAGAGCUCAUCCCAAUCUCUCCUGGUGGUGUCACCCCGCCCGCUAUACUUAACCGCAAAAGCCAUAGACGCAUCGCUUUGUCUCCUGAUGCCAACAACUCCAGGACUCCAAAAAGCACACCCGUGAAAAUCCUACCCUUUUCCCCAUCACAGUUCCUCAACAUGUGGACCAAGCAAGAUACCCAUGACUUGGAGAAUCCGUCUCUCACAUCAACACCUGUAUGCAGCCAGAAAGCCUCUGUGACAACACCUCUGCAGCGUGACAAGACACCUUUAAUUCAGAAGGAAAACUCUGUGUUUGUUACACCAAAUUACAAAUCCGAGCUCUGUACAACCCCACGUACUCCUACUCCUUUCAAAAAUGCUAUGGAAAAAUACGGCCCACUCCAGCCACUGCCUCAGACCCCAAAUCUUGAAGAUGAUAUAAAUGAAGUGAUCCUCAGAGAUGCUGGAAUUGAUUUAUCUGUUGCCUGUUCAACACCACCUGAACAAAGACGCAAAACUACGCACCGCCAACCAAUGAAGGUGCGCAAGUCAUUGGCUCUAGAUGUUAUGGACUGUCACAUGCCAUCAUCUAAGCGCAAAUCUAUGAAAACUGAGGCCAAACGUUACAUUAAGGAAGAACCUAUGUUAAUUUCUCUAAGCUCUACAUCACUUUGUAAUAGAAGCCAUGAAAAUAUCUUGGAUCAGGGUUUCCUUUUGGGGCCAAGUGACAGUGCUUUUUUCCCCAAUGCUCUACACAUGCCUAGAAUGACAAAAGAGUGGGAAACUGUUGUAUGUGGACAAACUAAAGACCAGUUAAUAAUGAAUGAGAAGGCAAGGCGCUUUCUUCGUUCACUGAAGUCACAUGGUCAUAACAGAGCACUCAUUUUGUCUUGAAAGUACUUUAUAUUUAUUGUUUGAAUUGUACACUGCUGGGAAGAAAAUUUUGUCACACAUUGAUUUUAUGAUAUGAGGCUAGACUGGUCUCUUUGUAUCAGUAAUUUUCAAAACAGAUUGCAGGUGGGUUCAUUAGAGAUAACCCAAGCAGCAAGUCACAAAUAACCAGUAGAAAAGGUACAUGUAUCACACACUCUUGCUCUUAAAAAAAAUCAAGGAAAGUACUGAUUGGUUGUAUAAUGUCUUUGUAAAUUAACAGUGUUUUAAAUGGGGAUAACCCAGGUUGUACCUCAUGGUCAGAUUUCUAAUUUUGGAACUAAAUGUUUCAAAGGUGAUUGAUAAUGUAUGUAAUAGGCUGUGAAAUGUUGCUAAAACAUUGCUGAAUUCAGUGUAAUCAAUCAGUAAAGAGAAAAUAUACAAAUGUUUGCAUCAGGAAUGGGUAGAUGGAAUAGAAGAUAAUACAUAUACUGGAGUAUUGUGUUUUAUUUGACACUAUGUAAAUAGCUGUUUUUGUCACGAUUUUCAGAAUGAAAUAAAAUGUAAAACAUUUAA